GAGGGAACGAGGAGGGGUGAGAGACAAAUUAAUCUUGGGCCACAGCGGUGGCAGAACGCGAGACAGUAAAGCGUUGCAGUGAAGAUUUUAUUUUGCUCGUUCGCCUCAAACGGGCGGCAGAGAGACGGAAUGGAUCUACCUGCCGUCGGGGAGCAUGUCUUCGCGGUGGAGGGCAUCGAAAAGAAGCGCCUACGGAAGGGCAGAAUCGAGUAUCUGGUGAAGUGGCGAGGAUGGUCAGCCAAAUAUAACACAUGGGAACCCGAAGAAAACAUUCUGGAUCCGCGCCUUCUUGUCGCUUUCCAAAACAGAGAAAGGCAGGAGCAAAUGGUGGGAUAUCGAAAAAGAGGGCCUAAACCCAAACACCCCCUGGUCCAGCUUCCUGCGUUUGCUCGUAGAUCAAGCAUCCUGGGUGGUCUGCAGGACACAUCACUGGAUGAGGAGAACCAGCCCAAAGUGGAUUCCCUCCAGAUCCGCUCACGGCCGCAGCACUACCAGCUGAACAGUAAAAAACACCAUCAGUACCAGCCCAGCUGCAAGGAGAUAUCCUUAGAACAGCAUUUGAGUGGGAAAAAGAAACACUUCUACCAGCUAAACAGCAAGAAACAUCAUCACUACCAGCCGGACCCCAAGAUGUAUGACACGCCACUCACGGGACCCAAAGAGGUCAAGGGUCAAGACCCUUCCAACAAAGGCUGGAACCUCCCUCCAGCCUUGCAACAGAAGUGGAUUCGGAACAAAGACACUGGCUGCCUGAGUAAAGUGAAAGAUCUGUCUAUCGAGCUCAAGGGUCUGCCGGAUGAUGCUAGCAGAGCGGAGCGGGCACUCAAAACCAGUCCCAAAGAGUUUGCACUUCCUAAUGGCAUCAGCAGCAAGAUGAAAAUAAUCAAGAACAAAAACAAAAACGGCCGAAUCGUCAUUGUAAUGAGCAAAUACAUGGACAAAGGUGUGCAUUCCUCCAAAGUAAAAAACAGGGAUGUUUCUGACGUGGAAGCGCCACAUAAUGAGGAAUCUACACUGAUUAAUACGGACCAUCUGUCUGAUGGGGAAACGGCAGAUCAAGGAGGAGGCAAUGAGAAUGGUUCUAUAGAGAAAAAUAGGAAUCUUUCUUCAGCUAGUGAAUGUAUUCCCGAAAAGUCCCUCGAAAACAUUGAACUUCCAAAAGACACGCCUACAGAGACUGAACCAAAAGUGAUGGAUAUAUGCGACCAGCCAAACUCCUCACCCAUGGCAGCAGAGAAAGCUGCCCCGUCGAACACUGACACCAGAACGAAUCCCCUUAAGAGGAACCUGUCCGAACCCAGUGAGGACGUGAGAAACCGUAAGCAGUUCUUCUGCUACAGGAGCAUCAGUGCACCAAACACCAUGCUUUCUUCCCCUCAGAGAGAACCCAUAAACCUGCAUUGCAGAGGCAGCCACGUCGCCAGAACGUAUAGUUAUGACUUCAGCGACACCGUUCCUGAAGAGCCUAUUGAUUUAAGCUGUGGUCCAACCAAAACGCUAAAACAGUUUCCUACCGGGGAGAAGGUUUCAGAAAGCUCAGUGCAAGUGGAGAAAACAGAUAGCCAUUUGAAACCGUUUGUGGGUAACGUUAUAAUCACAGACAUCACUACGAACUGCGUAACUGUGACCUUUAAGGAGUACGUGCAAGGAGAAUGACGACAGUGCGUUGGACUGUCAUUUGUUCAUUUGAACCAGCUCAAAGAUGAUUCGUUUCAGAUGCACUGAUCAUAGCCAUUCCUGAAGAUCUAUUUACACAUUUAUUUAAACACAUAAUCCAUAUAUAGAAACACCAUAGGGUUUGUUUGUUUAGAUACCGGUUGUAUGUUUUUUAACACAUUAAAUUGAGAUGGUUGGCAUUUCCCAGCUGUUGAAAUAGAAUUUAAAAUCCCAUACCUGUAUAGUGUGUACAAUUGUUUAUAAAGCUUUGGAUAAUGGAUUUUGCUACCUGAGAAAAAUAUCUGCCAAUUGGAGUAAGCACACUGGUGGAUUUGGAAGAAUUCAUUGAAGAUUGAUGUUUAAAUGCACUUACUUACACCUUUCAAUGUUCAUGUCCAUCGUGGACCAUGUUUUUUUUUUUUUCUUCCUUCCAAUGUUGGGGAUUUAAGAAUUUUUUUCCAGAUAAUUGAGAUCUAUACAUUUUGAGUUGCUUGGAAAGGUGUCAUCAUAAUGUACAUGAAUGUACCUUAAAAAAAGUAUUUUUGGACAUUAGCGUAACUGAUUUUGUUUCGCUCAAACAUUUUACUUGACUGGAUUUCCAGAUGCUGUUGACCUGUGAGGUGCAAUGCUAUAAAAAACAACUGGAUUGUUUGUUGUUUCCUAUCCGUAAGACGUUUAAGCUGCACUUUAUCAUCUCCUGGAUCUCUUUUGGUAAUUAAUUCAAUAAUAAUAAUAAAUCCUUAAUGCAGAUCAAUUCUGUAACAGCAGUAUAACUAUGGCCAGAGAUCAUCAGAACAUGCAAACUGUUACAUAUGACCAGAAAGUAAAUGUAAGAUUUAUGCUUACAUUGGACAGUGUAGUGCUAUAGAUUUUGUAUGUAUUGGAAUCAAUUUACAGUCAAUGCAAUGUACGCAAUGAGACGUACAGUAUGUAAUGUACAAAUCACACAAUAAUGCCAUCAAGGUUCAGGCCAUUUAUAUGCAUAAAGGCAUGUUUUAUGCACACAUUGAAGAGUCAGUUUGAAAAUGCUUCUCAAAUCAAUAUUAACUCUGUUAAAUAAUAAAAACGAAUGAUUUGUUUUACAA
Messenger RNA from Rhinichthys klamathensis goyatoka, 2741 nucleotides. RefSeq names its product chromobox homolog 4 (Pc class homolog, Drosophila) (gene cbx4). The transcript has 5 exons. The coding region runs from base 130 to 1656 and encodes 508 amino acids. Gene Ontology annotation, biological process: negative regulation of DNA-templated transcription. The record is from RefSeq and is a predicted model, not a curated record. NCBI's taxonomy places the organism in Eukaryota, Metazoa, Chordata, Actinopteri, Cypriniformes, Leuciscidae.